ACUUGAGCAAAUGGUAAAUUUUCAAUUCUUUUUAUACUAUUUUAUCCCAGAAUCUGUCGUCUCUAUGCACACCAAUGUAUCGCAAAGUGCCUAGCACUGAAGUUAAAAUUAUUACUACUAGCAUAUAUGAAACCAAGCUAAAGUUUAGAUUAUAGUUCACAGCCUGAAAAUGGAGAUAUUCUGUAAAUUCUCACUCAGCCUCUUCAUCAUCUUGUCGAUUACACAUACCGUACUAUGUUUAGAUAUGUGCGAGCCUAGUUCAUGCAGUCCUACAGCACCACAAGUGAGGUUUCCUUUUCGGCUUGAUCAACAACCGAGAGAGUGUGGUUAUCCAGGUUUUGAUCUUUCUUGCAGCAACCAAAGUACAGUUCUUCGAAAUCUACAAUUUUCCAGAGCUUUUGUAGUCACUGAUAUUAAUUAUACAUCUCAGUCUAUUAAUUUUAAGCCACAGUUAUGUCCGCUUCCUAGAAUUGACGCUUUUAAGCCGCGUUUUGGUACGCCUUUUCAAUCUGUUUUGGUGGAGGAAUACACGUUUUUUAAUUGUUCAUCGAUCUGGUCUUUUCUGGGACGUGCAUCAUAUGAGGUGGUAGAUUGUCUUGGUAAGGUAAACGGGACAGCUAUUGCGUUUCCUAGCAAAUAUUAUGAUGGGUUUCUGCCAAGAACUUGCACGAAUAUUCUGUUGAAGAAGGAUAUUCCAGUGGGAUUUCGAUGGAGUGUACCGUUCUGCGGGAAGUGUGAAGUUGAAAACAUGACUUGUGGCUACAAGGAUGUCAGAACGCUGGAAAUUGGUUGCGAUGUAUCUUCUAAACGCGGUCUUUCAACAACUGCAAAGUAUGGUAUAGCUUUUGGCGGGGGAUUGCCAGCACUUUUUCUUCUCGUUUGUCUUGCAAUUUACGCAAGUAAAAAAACCAAUGACCAUGCUCAAAUCCAACAGCAAGACCAUGUCCCAGAUAUCCCAUCAGCAACAAUAGCACGACUGCUUCCUAGGUCUGCAACGGGACUAGACAAGCUCACCAUUGAGUCGUAUCAGAUGACAGUGCUAGGCGAGAGCAAGCGAUUGCCUAAGCCUAGCGAUUCCACAUGUGCAAUAUGUUUGUCUGAAUACAAGACGAAUGACACACUGAGGACAAUACCAGAAUGUAAUCACUAUUUUCAUUCAAACUGUAUAGAUGAAUGGCUCCAACUCAAUGCCACUUGUCCGUUAUGUAGGAACUUGCGGGAGUGAUAAAUUAGAAAGGCUGCAAGUCUGCAACUCCUAUGCCCUCAUCUACUUUGUUGAAAUACUUGAAUUUAAUGGUA
Molecule: messenger RNA, 1299 nt
Organism: Daucus carota subsp. sativus
Lineage: Eukaryota; Viridiplantae; Streptophyta; Magnoliopsida; Apiales; Apiaceae
Product: RING-H2 finger protein ATL22-like
Exons: 2
Coding region: 170-1225 (351 amino acids)
Molecular function (GO): polysaccharide binding
Source: RefSeq, a predicted model, not a curated record